AUGUCGCAACAUGCCGAGGACGAGGAAAACAAAAGGAUAAAAGUGCAAAUAAGGGAAAAAGAUUUGCUCUGCAUUAAUGGUUGCGGGUUUUACGGCACACCACAAUGGGAGAAUCGAUGCUCGAAAUGUUGGCGAGCUCAUCAAGUGGUCCUGAAAAGAAAUCAAGAUUUCGCCAAGAAUAAAACAUUAUUGAGUUUCGAUCAGUUUCAAGAACGCCGAAAAUCGACGAACGAGAGCCGCUCAUUGAGCAUCAAGAAAAUUUUCAAAUCGCCGCUCACCACUGAUAGUUUGCCACAAUCGCCGACGUCUCCGAUCGCGACGCCAUCAAGAAAGCGCGAACUAUCGCCGGAUUCGCGAGCGGCACGAGAGCGCCUUACCGAUUUUCUUGUCACGAAUCUGCCGACGGCGAUUGUGCAAGAGGUGACGCGACAGGUGAAGCACGCGGCGAAUAAGAUUUUCGAGCUUCGAAUCGCUCCCGAUGAUUUGUCGGAACUCGUCCAGGGAUUCUAUCAGUAUCUUACUGACAAAUUGAACGCCUCGCCGUUUUUCACGCAAAAAAAAUGCCCGGUUAGCGUUCAAGAUGUUAUGGAAGAAGUGGAGAAGUUCAUUUGCACUAGCUGCUAUUCGAAGUUGUUUUGUGCCAGUUCGGAUGAGGAAGUUGCUGAUGUUUCCCUACAAGACCGCAUACGAUCCCUGCAUUGGGUUACGGCUGGAUUCUUGGAGACAAAACUGGAUUUCAAGAAGCAAACGGUUCGAAACAAAUUGGAUGAAGCCAUUGGAGAAAUGAUCGAAGUGAACUCGAAACGAUCGACAUCGGAAAAACUCGAAUGUCUCGUCCGCUGCUCGCACUUCAUUUUUGAAGCACUUAGCGAAAGCGGAGCACCGACGUCGGCCGACGAAUUCUUGCCGAUUAUGAUAUUUGUGCUUUUGCGCGGAAAUCCGCCGUUGAUUCAAUCAAAUGUCAAAUUUAUUAGUCGUUUUGCACUUCCGACGCGGGUGAUGAGCGGAGAAUCGGCUUAUUUCUUCACAAACCUCUCGUGUGCACUUCAAUUCGUUCAGGAUAUGAAUCAUGAAAGCUUGAAAAUGGACAAGUGUGAGUUUGAGGCGUAUACAUCUGGUCAAUUGGCACCGCCUCUCUCUGUUGUCAAUUGUGUCUGCAAUCAAGCAAUUUUCACAUUGGAAGGAGCCAUGGAUAAUAUUAAUUUUUUGAUCGAAAAACAAAACGCACUGCUCACUAAAAUUCAGGUGUUGGACAACCGAAUUGAAACAGAAUGCGCUGAAUUAACAACACAAUUCAAGCAGAAGCUCGACGCAUUCCCUGGUGAAAAGUAUCGAGAUCUAAGAGCCAAAAUAAUUAAAGAAGAGAAACUAACGGCCGAAGCGUUUGGCAAUGCAUUUUCACGCCAAUCGUCUGAUUCCGGUCGCGGCACAUUAACAGUGUCCGGUAGUGUUCCGAACAGCCCUCAACCGCAGCCGGAAACCGCUGAGCCACCCCUCAACUGA
This is a messenger RNA of Caenorhabditis bovis, 1503 nucleotides long. Lineage: Eukaryota; Metazoa; Nematoda; Chromadorea; Rhabditida; Rhabditidae. The record is from the annotation of a GenBank genome assembly.